UUAGUUUUACUGAUCUGUCUUAUUAAUGGAACGGAUUCACUGCCAGGGGUUGAUGUUAACUUACAGGCAGAUAACCACAAUAAUAGACAUAUUCACCAUCACAAAAUGACGUUAAAACACUUCUCCGAACACGCUUUAUGCAAUAAUAUUCGGGGAAAGGUUAUGUUUCUUACGGCCCUGGAUGACUACUUUCACAAUAUAUCAGAUACAAUGCGGAUAAACUUUAUCCUUGAUCUGUGUGCGAGACGGGAUGCUAUGCUAAUUAAGUGGGUGAAGGAAGUGUUCGACAAAGACGGUGAUGGUUCCAUAUCGCAUUUCGAACGGAUAUACUACGUGCGAUGAUAAGCUAUUGGGAUUGACCAAUCAAACGUCAUAUAUCAUUUAAAAACGUGGAAAGUAGAAACAUUCAUGACAAUCUUGAUGAUAAAGAGAAACUAAUGGCUGAAGGGGUACCCUUAAGGGGCAAAACUAUCCCUGUGUUGCAAACAAAUCCAGGCAGAUUUGAUAAUGAAAUCACUACAAUGGUCAGAGUGAAAAACAUCCCACUUUCUGUUGAUGAUGACGUCAUCACCAGAAGCUUAACAUUAAAAUAAAACAUUGAAAUCAUAAAAACAUUUAAGGAAAAAUUAAGAAUUGACAACAAAUUAACAAACUGCGAAACCGGAGAUCGAAUUGUUAUUGUUAAGACAUUAUCCCUAAAGGAACCUCUCCCGUCAACUUUGCCGAUAUCACAAUUUACGGCACGCGUUUACCAUCUAGGCCAAGCAAAAUCAGUUACUCUAGUUGAGCUUAAGUGCAACAAGUGUCUACAAACCGGACACAAUUUUUUUGAUUGUCCAAAUGACUGGGUCUGUGUGAACUGUAACAAGUCCGGACACAAGAAAGCAGACUGUCCAUUCUCAGAUUCGGUGUCUGAAUCUUAGUCUGACAUCCAAGACCAAGACUCGUCGGAAGACGAAUCCUCUGAUAGAACAAUCUCUGAACAGGUUAUUUCAAAUAAAUCAAAAACCACCCCGUUGCAUCAGAUACACGCAAGAAGGCAACCAGUCAAUCACGUGAAUCUUCGAGAUCGAGAGACCCUGGCCAAUGCCAACAAACCAUUUCACAAUUCGUACGUAUGGGCAAUGUAGAUACCGCUUCGUGUACACCCAACAAAGGGAAACAGCCAUGUGCACCGGAACGUUCUCCGCCAACUCCUGUCGAAGUUAUCCACGAACAAGCUACGACGUCGAAGGAAAAGAAAAAUAAGAAAUCAUACAUGCCAUGACUGAUAUCCCAGAAUCGAAUUUUUUGAAAACAUUGAUGGACCAUGAGAUUGAAAAACGAGUGAAAUACUUACUUAAAACUAAUUCAAAAUAUAUCAGAAUAUGUCGUUCAAUAGAGUGUCUUUUUGUAUGACAGUACUGUUAAUAGAAUACUCUUAAAUGUAAAAAGGUGUAUAUGAAAUAGAACGCAUGUGUACGAAAACCAUUGUAUAUGUUUUAUUGACCUUAAUAAUAACAUAAGAUGUUACGUCGUGCGUGGAAUUUAAUCACAUAAAUACUAGACUGUCAUUCAAUAAAUUAUUGUCCAAUAACUGUACCGAUUAUCUAAUUCGGUAUGGCCAAUCAGAAUAUAUUGAUUGUUAAAAAGCAUAUUUGUUUAAUUAUGUUCGCAAUUCAGAUAUUAGCCAUAUUUC
Messenger RNA from Mya arenaria, 1678 nucleotides. RefSeq lists its product as uncharacterized. The record is from RefSeq and is a predicted model, not a curated record. Bases 106 to 342 code for a protein of 78 amino acids. The transcript has 4 exons. NCBI's taxonomy places the organism in Eukaryota, Metazoa, Mollusca, Bivalvia, Myida, Myidae.